AUGGGAAACGACUCGGCUCUAGUCACCACUUUAUUACAGCGUCUGGCUUCUGCUUUUAAAAUUCGUGAUCUCGGCAGUCCACGGUUUUUCUUGGGUAUAGAAACAGUUCCUACUCAGAAGGGUAUUCUAUUAUCACAAUGCCGGUAUAUGACUGAUCUACUUGGGCGGUCUGGGAUGGCUGACUGUAAGCCACUAACUACACCGGCUGCUAUCACAAAGACAAUUAUAUCAGCAGAUGAGUUACACGACAAUCCUACUCAAUAUCGCCGUAUAGUUGGGGCACUGCAGUAUUUAACUAUUACUCGGCCUGAUCUGGCAUACGCGGUCAAUCGACUAUGCCAGUUCAUGCACUCGCCAACUACAGAACACUGGGGUCUUGUUAAAAGGGUCCUGCGGUACAUCAAGGGCACACUUGACUACGGGUUGCGUCUUUCACCAUCAUCCUCCACUGUGAUUCAUGCAUAUUCAGAUUCAGAUUGGGCUGGGUGUCCUGUUGAUCGCAAGAGCACGAGUGGUUUCGCUGUUUAUCUCGGGACUAAUCUUAUCUCUUGGUUAUCCAAGAAACAGCGUACCGUUGCGCGUUCGUCCACUGAAGCAGAGUACAAAGCAUUAGCUGACGUAUCCGCUGAAGUAACGUGGGUAGUAUCUUUACUCCGGGAGUUGGGGUUGCACUCUGGGGAGCCGGCCACGCUAUGGUGUGAUAAUCUAGGUGCUACUUAUCUAUGCGCGAAUCCAGUUUUCCAUGCACGCACGAAGCAUGUGGAAAUCGACUACCACUUUGUUCGGGAUAAAGUCGCCAGUGGGGAUUUUCUGGUCAAUUAUGUGUCUACUGCUGAUCAGCUUGCCGAUAUCUUCACCAAACCGCUGCCGUCACCUCGUUUUACUACUCUACGGGACAAGCUCAAUGAGUAG
Ipomoea nil (Japanese morning glory) is the source of this 912-nucleotide messenger RNA. RefSeq lists its product as uncharacterized. The transcript has 2 exons. Bases 1 to 912 code for a protein of 303 amino acids. The record is from RefSeq and is a predicted model, not a curated record. Lineage: Eukaryota; Viridiplantae; Streptophyta; Magnoliopsida; Solanales; Convolvulaceae.